Messenger RNA from Prosopis cineraria, 2465 nucleotides. RefSeq names its product putative UDP-glucuronate:xylan alpha-glucuronosyltransferase 3. The transcript is spliced from 5 exons. Lineage: Eukaryota; Viridiplantae; Streptophyta; Magnoliopsida; Fabales; Fabaceae. The record is from RefSeq and is a predicted model, not a curated record. Gene Ontology annotation, molecular function: glycosyltransferase activity. Bases 526 to 2202 code for a protein of 558 amino acids. Gene Ontology annotation, biological process: xylan biosynthetic process.
GCGGCUGAGCGGAACAAAAUGUAAUCAACUCUUCUGACCGUUUUCUCAAUUCUUACAGCUCCGUUUUAGCUCGCAAUUUUACGGUCUUCUCGGCUCUCACCGACCACCAUUCUUGUUGAUCGGAGUUUAGGGUUCUUUUCUUUCUCCUGUACAACAACUGCAUCGAGUUGAUUUUCAAGUUCCUUUUGCUGCCUUCCGAAGAUACUUUGACUUCUUCUGAACGAUCAAAUUCAGAUGUCACCUUACCGCUGCUUCUGCUGAAACAGAGAUGAGAGGAUCCUCCCCAAACAUCGUAGAGCCUCGGCACCGGCCGUCGUCCUCAGCUAAUGAAGAUGCUAAUAAGAGAAGAUCUCAAAGAGUAGAUACUUCAAAGAUGUUGAAAAGGCAUUGCAUGCUCCAUUUCAGGAUAGGAGUAUAAAUUGCAAGCCUACCUGGAAAUUGGUUGUGGUCAUUAUUCUAUUAGGAACUCUAGUCACAAUUUUCCAUCCUCCAGCAAUUUAUAACACCGAUCCUCUGUCAAACUCCAUGGUGAGGCCAACUUUUGUUGACAAAUGGAAAAGAGAAUUUGAUACUACUGAUCAACGCUAUGCUUCUCUUCUAAAUGUUGAAUGGGGCCAAAUAUCAAAAGUUCUUGUAAAAUUGACAGAUGUGAACACAUAUCAGGGAGUUGGUUUAUUAAACUUCAAUGAAAGUGAAAUUGACCACUGGAAACAGCUAAUACCAGAAGCUGAGCACCUAGUUCUGCAUCUGAACUAUGCCUCGAGUAACAUUACAUGGGAAGUCCUGUACCCUGAAUGGAUAGAUGAAGAAGAAGAAUUUGAGGUUCCUGUUUGUCCUACGCUGCCAAAAAUUCAAGUACCUGGAAAACCAAGGCUUGAUCUUGUUGCUGUCAAGCUUCCCUGUAACAAGUUAGGGAGAUGGUCAAGAGAUGUGGCUCGUUUGCACCUGCAGCUUGAGGCAGCAAGACUUGCAGCCUCUUCCAAAGGGCAUCAUCCAGUGCGUGUGCUUUUUGUCACUGACUGCUUCCCUACCCCAAAUCUCUUUACUUGCAAAGAGCUCAUUCAACGUGAAGGUAAUGCAUGGCUUUAUGAACCUAACCUGCAUAUGCUGAGAGCUAAGCUGCAGCUGCCAGUUGGAUCGUGUGAACUAUCAGUUCCUCUUACGGCUAAAGAAAACUUCUACUCGGAGAGAGCACACCGAGAAGCUUAUGCAACCAUUCUGCAUUCUGCACAUCUAUAUGUUUGUGGAGCUAUUGUUGCCGCUCAAAGUAUUCGCAUGGCUGGUUCAACAAGAGAUCUUGUGAUUUUAGUAGAUGAGACAAUUAGUGACUAUCAUAGGGGGGGUCUGGAGGCUGCUGGAUGGAAGAUAUAUACUAUCAAAAGAAUUAGGAACCCGAAAGCUGAGCCAGAGGCAUAUAAUGAGUGGAAUUAUAGCAAAUUCCGCCUUUGGCAGCUAACUGAGUAUGACAAAAUUAUUUUCAUAGAUGCUGACCUGCUUAUACUGAGAAAUAUCGAUUUCCUCUUUGAGAUGCCUGAGAUAUCAGCCAUAGGAAAUAAUGCCACCCUUUUCAACUCAGGAGUAAUGGUAAUUGAACCAUCACAUUGUACGUUUCAGUUGCUAAUGGAUCACAUUAAUGAGAUUGUCUCCUACAAUGGGGGGGACCAGGGGUAUCUGAAUGAAAUAUUCACAUGGUGGCAUCGGAUUCCAAAACGCAUGAACUUUUUGAAGCACUUCUGGGAAGGUGAUGAAGAGGAGAAAAAAGAGAUGAAAACUCGCCUCUUCGGAGCUGAUCCUCCAAUUCUUUAUGUCCUCCAUUAUCUGGGUAAUAAACCCUGGCUUUGCUUCCGAGAUUAUGACUGCAACUGGAAUGUGGACAUUCUGCGGGAGUUUGCCAGUGAUGUGGCUCAUGCGACAUGGUGGAAGGUGCAUGAUGCCAUGCCAGAGAAGUUGCAGAAGUUCUGUUUGCUGAGGUCCAAGCAGAAGGCACAAUUAGAGUGGGAUCGUAGACAAGCAGAGAAAGGGAACUAUACUGAUGGUCACUGGAAAAUUAAGAUAAAAGACAAGCGUUUAAAAACAUGCUUUGAGGAUUUCUGCUUCUGGGAGAGCAUGUUAUGGCACUGGGGCGAAAAGAAUUGGACAGAUAACUCUACAGGUACAAAUUCACCACCCGCCAUCACUACCAAAACUCUCUCUUCUUCAUAGAUUUGUUAUUUUUCAUGCUUCCAUAGUCCUCGUAACUUAUACAUAAUUGCAACUUGCAAAAUUUUCCCUCUUGUGCUGCUCUGUAACUAGGUCAACCAUAAAUUGUAUUUACUCAGCAAAGUUUUCUCCGUUCUUUUAAAUUGAGUUACGUCAGUUUUUUUAUGGAUAUUUCUUAAACUGUGCGGGCUAUGUAGCUUCGAAACAUAAUUUCUUGUUUAUUCCCGUGGGUUUUAGUUUAUACCAUUUUCAGGUUUGGAUUGGCA